Messenger RNA from Cottoperca gobio, 5635 nucleotides. RefSeq names its product ubiquitin specific peptidase 43b (gene usp43b). The transcript has 16 exons. Bases 323 to 3937 code for a protein of 1204 amino acids. Gene Ontology annotation, biological process: protein deubiquitination. Gene Ontology annotation, molecular function: cysteine-type deubiquitinase activity. The record is from RefSeq and is a predicted model, not a curated record. NCBI's taxonomy places the organism in Eukaryota, Metazoa, Chordata, Actinopteri, Perciformes, Bovichtidae.
AGCGCUCAGUGAGUGCUGCAGCUGGACGGCAGAGCGGCUCAUGUUGCGCUGGGCAUGACGAGAUGCUGCUUGUGACAGCGGUGUCGGUGUAAUAAUGAACGCCUCCAGUAAGUGCUGGGAUGGAUGAGGAAGGUUUUCCGUCAGCGCUGGGUGGAUUAACAGUGAGCUGUUGUGCCUCCUGGCUCCGCGAUGGUGUCACCCAUGUGCGCUUUUCCCUCUGCUAUCCGGACAGGGGACACUGGCAGAGAAGUGACACACCGGCGUCGGAAUUUACACAAUUAUCAGUCUCAGAAUAGACGAGCGAGGGAGUAGAAGCACUGUCAUGGAGAAACAGAGCAGAGUCAAGAAGGAAAUGCCGACAUCGAAGGAGGAGAAGCGCAAAGAGAAGAAGCCGAAAUCUGGGAAGCUUUUUAAAAGGAAAUCGUUGAAGUCUGUAGGGAGUUUUAUGAACAGAAUCAUCAAAACUUUGGGCACUUUGACCCACUUUGGAGACGCUGACGCGCAGGACGUGGAGGACGACGAUGGGGGCUUUCGGAAUGGCGCACCUUGCACCCUCAGCGCCGGCUCGGGAAUCAUCAAAGAGGAACUAUAUGUGACUUGGGAUCGUGCAGUGAAAACCACUUCAAGCACUUCUUCUUCCCUGUGCACCGGCAGAGAAAAACUACUCUACCAAUACGCAGACAGAAUCCCAGGUGUGCAGGGGUUGAAAAACCACGGGAACACCUGUUUCAUGAACGCUGUGGUCCAGUGUCUGAGCAACACCGACCUGCUCGCAGAGUACCUGGGGCUGGAGCGAUACAAGCUGGACCUGAGUCAAACGAGAAUCAACGGGGUGGUCAAAAGUGAUGAGACGCAGCUUGCCAAGGGAGAAGUCACGGAGCAGUUGGCAUCACUUGUCAGGGCUCUGUGGACUCUGGAGUACACCCCGCAACUGUCUGUGGACUUCAAGAUUAUAGUGUCCAAGUAUGGGUCACAGUUUCGUGGUAACUCCCAACAUGACGCCCUGGAGUUCCUCCUGUGGCUGUUGGACCGCGUCCAUGAAGACGUCAACCUGGCCUCCAACAAUAACAACAACAAGACCAAAGCUCCCGGAAAGGGCCUCGGUGGAGCUGAGGAGGUGCUGUCUCCUGACCCGUCCCAGCAGCCCAGAGUCCAGCACAGCUUUGUCCAGGAACAUUUCCAGGCGCAGUACAAAUCGUCACUGACGUGCCCACACUGUAUGAAACAGAGCAACACCUUUGACCCGUUCCUCUGCAUCUCGCUCCCCAUUCCUCUUCGCCAGACCAGGUCGUUGUGUGUGAUUCUGGUGUUCAGCACCAAAGGACAGAGGUACCUGCGGGUCGGACUGGCUGUGCCUCUGUUCGGCUCUGUGGCCAGCCUGAGGAGGAUCGUGGCUGACGAGGGGAAGAUUUCCCCAGACCAGGUGAUCCUGACGGAGGUUUACUCCACAGGGUUCCACCGCUCCUUCUUUGAUGAGGAGGAUCUGACCAGCAUAGCUGAGAAUGAUGUCAUCUACGCCUUCCAGGCUCCGCCCCUGUACAUCAGAGGAGGCUCUGCACGGAUCUCAGGGUACCAUCACAGCCUCCCAUCGUCUCCGUACUCCACGGGUCCUGAGGGUCAGAGGUUACCUUCAUCCGGGACGUUGUCAUCAGAGUUCCUCAACCAUGGCGUCCCCGUAAAGAUUCUACUAUUGGUGUGCAACGCUGCAGCGACAGGCCAGCAGGAUGUUAGGUUUGGACCUCCAUUCCUGAUGCGGGAGGACCGGUCUAUUUCCUGGGACCAGCUGCAGCAGAGCAUCCUCAGCAAGCUUUAUUACCUGAUGAUCAAUGGCACUCAGGCACAGAGCACCAGAGUGCUGUUCAACAUCCGUGUGGUGGGAGGAUCAGCAUUUUACAGCUACCUGUCUCCUCAGGACGGGCGGCCGCUCUACCACCCUGCUGUUGACAGAGCUCUGAAGCUCUGCUGCUCAGGAGGACCUCCACAUGUGAAGCUCAUCAUCGAGUGGGAGCACAGAAUCAAAGACUGCCUGUUUGGUAAUAUUCAGGAGGAGGUGGUGAAGGAUGCAGAGAGCGUGAGGAACGAGCAGCAGCAGCACGUCCAACAGUACAGCUGCACCUUGGACGAGUGCUUCCAGCUCUACACCAAAGAGGAACAGCUUGCCCCGGAUGAUGCCUGGAAGUGCCCCCACUGUAAGCAGCUGCAGCAGGGCAUGGUGAAGAUGAACCUGUGGACGCUCCCGGACAUCCUCAUCCUCCACCUGAAGCGCUUCAGGCAGGUGGGAGACCGGAGGAACAAGCUCACCACGUUCGUGCAUUUCCCCCUGAUGGGCCUGGACAUGACGCCUCACAUGGUGAGCCGCAACCACGGCUCCCAUCAGCCCCCUCUCCAGCCGGGCUGGAAACAGCCCCGACGACCUGACCUGGCUCCUCCAGACUUCCUGUACGAUCUGUAUGCUGUGUGCAACCACCAUGGAGGGAUGCACGGCGGACAUUACACAGCCUUCUGCAGAAACUCAGUGGACGGCCAGUGGUACAGUUACGAUGACAGCAGUGCUGAGCCGAUGCCAGAGGCGGAGGUGUGCACACGUGGAGCCUACAUCCUCUUCUAUCAGAGAAGAAACACCAUCCCCCAUUGGUCUGCCAGCUCCUCCGUCACCGGUUCCACCAGCUCAUCCACCUCUGACCACUGGCUGGUCCGGCUGGCGGGGGACAGUAAGAGGGGCAGCGUGGUGUCAGGAGGACCCAUCACUGGGCCUCCGGAGCCCAAACAGGCUCCAGAGUCUCCUGAGCUGCCAGUGUUUGGAGAAGAACCCCCCAAAACAGUAGAAACAAAUGGGGUUAAAGCAAAGCCGUUUGUCCGUGGGAGUCAAGGCAAGAGUGUAAGCAUGAGAUCACCAACUAAGUCCAAGGAGACUCUGAGCAAGGUUCUGCCACUGCGGUGGUCUUUUGGCGCCAAGGACCACAUCAGACAGCCAGCCCAGACCCAGCCUGGAGAGCUGGUGGAGUACCUGGAGUCUGGGCGCCGCCCACGAUGUACCAAAGACCCUAUCAUAACUCUGGUGGCCACCCCUCCACUAAGGAAUGCCCAGGGAAAAGCCUUUGAAGUAGGACAGGACUGCAGCUCACCUAGCGGCAGCAGUCUCAGUUAUACAGACAGACCCGGCUCCGACACGUGUUACUCCCCCAAAAUACCAGAGGGACAGAUCAGAGCUUGUGUGGAGAGAAGCAUGAGCCAGGGAGUCGGUCGCAGCAGCAAUGUCAAAGUCAGCGAUGCUACUCUGAGGCAGAGGUCAUCGAAGAGAGCAAGGCAGGACCACGGCAGGACCCUGGACCUGCAGCUUCAGAGAGGGGCCCUUCUAGUGGGUCAUAUCAGCCACAGUGCACCUCCAAGCAGAGAUUCCACACUGAGAAGGACCAAGGUCCAGACAGGGACAGUGCCCUCCAGGGCACACAGAGACUUGUUACAGAUGGCCACUCAAGCUGAGGACAGGAGGGGGCAGAGGGGGCAGGAGGGCCGCAGCCACGACAGCCUCCUGUCUUUUUUCAAACCUGGUUUCAUGAAGAAAGACAUUCCUGGAUCACCAAUCAAGUUGCAGGACCGGCGUAUGAAUGGCCACGGACACCUUGGAAGGCUGGCGAGCAGUAAUUUAGCCAAACUGUCCCUCUCCAAUGGAACGCUGACCACAGCGGCACCAGAAGAGACGAAGGCCAAUGGUGACACCCAUAACUGCAAAGUACAGCUAGUGAACGGAAAGGCUGGGAUUCACGACCCUGUAGACAUUAAGCGUGCUCACAGCUCCAGUAACCUCCAGACAAGGCUGGAUUUGACUUUUCGCAGGUGUGCCUCCCUGCAGAGGAACGGCGAAAUAGUGGCCCCUCCAGCCCACCGCAUCCUGCUGUCAGACAAGCCCAGCUACGCCACUCUGCAGCGGACAUGAUACAGUACCACAUCCCUGGUGCCUCUGUGACAGCCCCGAAUGAGCUCUCUACUGAUGUCUACGCUCAGCGCCCAUCUAAAGCUCCCAGCAGGAGGCACACUGCAAACAAAGUACAUCUUCUCGCUCCCCUUCAUAGUACUGUUAUAAGUUCUUACCUGUGUGUGUCUUAAACUAAAUCUAUGCAGAGUUGAAUUUACUGAGGAGAAAUACUGCUGUAAGGUGAUUUUCUUUUUUCCUUUUUGUUGUUUUACAAAGCAGUCUACUGGUGAUACAUUGUUUUAUUUUGGAGUUUAUGAUCAAUAUUUGAAAAGCAGUGGGUGAUUUAGUGAAUUUGCAUUAAGCCCAUUACACUUUUAUAAAAUCAUGUUACAUGGGCUGAAGCAUGUACAAUUGUUAAACAAUGCAAAAUGAACCAACACCUGCAUUGUACAUGUUCUGAUAUAACAACAUACAUCAUUUGCUUUGUCAUUUACAAUCAUUUUCAUGUUAUAUUUCCGAUGCUCUUUCUUUCUUUUAAUUCAAAUUUCUGCGACAUGAUCAGAGCUUACAUGCUAACUGACACCGCUAAUAAAGGUACAAUUACACUGCAGCUAAAUUGGCAAAAAGCAUUUUCUUUUUCUGUGUUUCAGAUAUUGACAACAAUUAAUCUGCAACCUACAAUCCACCAUUCAUCUUCACUAGAUAAAAUAUGUAAGGGGAAUCUGUUAACUUGUGAAAACCCCUUCCCCUUCAAAUAACUUUUUUUUAUGGUUUUUGUUUGGGUUUGUUUUCUGUGGAUGAACAAAGAGUUUUGGCUCAUCAUCAAACCGCAAGUGAGAUUGUUCGUACCAAAAAUAAAUUUGAACCGCCCCCGAAGCUUACAGAGCAAUAAAAACAGCAUUUUGAUUUCCGUUCUCUUUCACUGAAGUUGGAUUUAAAGUCCUUCCGAUAAAAUGCCAACAUCAAGAGGACCAGGUACAAAAGCAAAGAUCAGUUUUCUGAUUUGGGAUUAAACCGAGGAUUCACACUGUGCACACACACAUUUUUUCUUUAUCUGCAGCCACAGGCAUGUAACGGGUCUGAAUGGGAAUCAUGCUUUUCACAUUCACAAAAACGUUAAUAAAGUAGUAAGAGCCGUCAGUCAUAAUCACCGUUUCUGUUUUAUGUAUAUUGUACGUUCAUCAAUGGGGAUUAUUAGGGAAUAUAAAAGGGAGAAUCCAGAUUUUUGCCGACACUGUAACUGUGUUCACGUCUCAUGUUGUGUCAUUUAACAUUACUGUUUAACAACACUCUUUACCAAAAUGAAAUGAAAGUAAAUGAAGGAUGUUUCUGAGACAUUAUUUGGGAAAUAUGGCUAGAUUAUAUUUUAUUAACUUUUUUAAAAGUCUACAUUUUGUACCUGAUGUGUAAUUAUGUAAUUUAAGUACCAGAUUAAAACUGUAUGUUUCAGGUUACUGUAUAAAGUCAGAUUACUACAUACUGUAAAUGGGGUUAAAUUGGACACAAUACACAGAAGUCCUUGUACUGGACUGUCGAUAAUAUCUGCUUAAUGUAGUGCAAGUUUUAUGGAUUGCCAAUUAAACACAGCUUUUCUCACAGAUGAAUGGACUGUACCUGAAUGAUUUAUGAGCAGAGUGUGCAUCUCAUCAUUCUCAUCUCCGGCUCACAUCUUGCAACAAUGGUAUUUUUCAGUAUUCAAGACAGGAGUGCUUCCUCUGA